AUGAUUCUAGAUGCCCAAUCUGCCUCCAGCGAGCCUCAAAACUACUCCCUCGAUGGGCCCGGCCCCGAACAACCCUCCCAAACCUCUGGCCCGACCAACGCACGCCCUCAGUUGGGUGCCUCCGUCCAUAUCAGGGAGACUUCGGUGACAAGAGGAAGAUCUCAACAAUCUACAACGCAGACAUAUGGCUCUAGUAACGUGUCUUCCUCGCGGACGGGCUCUACGCAACCGCACGGAACGGAGUCGAGUCUGAGCUCAAGAGGUGGUCCGGCCAUUGACACCGGCCUGCAGCGACGGACUUCGAGCAACUAUGGCCAUCAUCGACAGACCUCUGUCAUCCAUGGACUACAACAUUCGCGCGAUCCCAGCUUCAAUUCUCCCUCGACCGCGAGCCCACUCACUCCAGAGUCUCUGCUAAAUGCCACCAACUACGCGAGAUAUCCCUCCCAACCCACUCGCCGCGGCCAGUUUUCCACUUCCGAGAGCUCGUCCGCCUUCACGAGCCCAGUGGCUCCCUUUCAAGGCCAUGCGCAAGGGCAUUCGAUCGACUCACUGCUAGAUGGACCGGGAACUCCACAAGAAACUGGGCCGUCACAGCCUCGAAGACGAAAAGAGCAUUCGAGGACCAGGCGAGGCCAUGCAUACCAUCAGUCAAGCGUCCACCAGCAGGCAGAACCACGAACGCCGGGCGAAUAUGCUCUACAUCAUUUGUUUCAUGCAUUUGUGCUGCGUGCGGACCAGAGAAUCAACCACUGUCUAACCCUCCUCGACAGCUCGCCCGCACCGGUGGAGCAGGCUUGUGGCCCCGGAGCAGACCCUGGCUUUGAUCAAUUGAUAGCCUCCCUCGGCCAUAUCUCACGUCAAGGCCCAAAGCCCCUGGUGGACAGCUUAAUGCUCUGGCGGAAAGGCAAGGGGGAUGCCGCGGCGAUUCUGAAGAAACAAGUCUAUCAGCAGCGAUUGCAAGUCAGCGGGCCGAAUUUGUCGCUGCCGGCCUCUCUACCACGCCGUCAUACAGAACCUCUUCAAGCCCCAGGAGAAUCUGGAUUUCCUCAGGUCAAUGCGGACAACUCGUCUCCGGCAGAGGAUAGCCUCACACAAGAGUACUUGUUAGCAGAUCGAAGAGCAACCAUAUCCGUCUACAUUCUGUGUCGCGUCCUUAUUGCGAUCUUCGAACAAAGCAAUCUGGCCGCGAUAACUCCAGAUUUGGCCAAUAAACUCGAAGACAUCGUCUUCACUCAGAUCCGCGAGGUGGAACCUGCCCAAAUCCUGUCAUCCAGCAUUCGUCUCGCGAACUGGAGGAUUUACGGCGAGGUGCUAGGUCACAUGAGUCGUCUUGACUUUGCAAAUGUGGCCCAUCGCUUCACUCAACAGCUUGACACAUGGCAACAAGACUUUGCCAAAAGUUCUGGGACGACCGCCGCCAGAGACAUCGAAUCGCGACUUGAGCUGCUUAUUUUGGGUAUGCGCCAUUUGCACAUUACUGCCAGCAGAGAGGCUGCGUAUCCGGUGGCCGAGUUCCUCCGCACUCUUGCAGCCUUGUUCUCUGACGCACACGGACCUCGGGUCAAACAAGCAUAUUGUCAACUGUUCCAGCGCUUGCUUACUGCCGUAGCUAGCAAUCCCGAAUGUUUUCAAAGUGUUCCCAAAUGGAAGGACUUCAUCGAUGCCAUAAACUCUCGACUGGGUAAUAUGCUGAUCAAGGUCCGUCAUUGGCAUCUCGGGUUUCCAGUGUCAAUCCUGCUUCUUUGCAUAUCUCCCAUCGAAACCUUCUCACAACAGUGGUUUCCCAUGAUGUCUACACUGGCUGCGAAAUUGAAAGACAGAUCAACGCGCGGUAUAGCGUUGCAAGCCGUUUGUCAACUGCUCUGGACGUAUUUGGCACGCAUCAGCGAGUCUUCUCAGGUCAGACUUCGACGACUGGAAGAGAUCAUAAAGAUUGCUCUCCCCCAGGGCAGGAAAACGCACGUGGUUUCCGAGCCCUCUGUGUCCGUACCACUGGUGCAGCUUAUCAGGAUCAUCAGCUUUGCCGCUCAAGACCUGUGUUUCCGAUCCGUCAUCUUUCCCCUGGUCCAUUAUGACAUGUUCCAGUCCAGUCGAAAUCUGAAGAUCGAGAACAUGGAGCCUGAACGGAUGGUGAUUGGUAUCCGAGCCUUUCUGGCCAUCAUGGCGGAUUUGGAAAAGGAAGGCUUCAAAGGUCCUCCCUUCCCUGCCUUUAGCAUCCAGACGCAGAAUCUUGAAGGGCUACCAUCAUCACCGAUCAGCAUGAGAACCAGUCUGGGAAUUGACACUCCGUUAAGGAUGACCUUUGACGAUGAAAGUCCUUCAUCUCUACCUGUCAAUGCUUCCAAACUUGACGAAAAUGCACGACAAUACUACUUACAGUUCUGUCAGGUUCUAGGUAAGAUCACGAUACUGUGUGACAACACCUUCGGGGGCCAGGCGACGCUGAAUGAGAAGUUUUCUUCUACCACCACCCUGACCCCGAAAACGCCACUUGUCGAUGCAUUCAAUCUGACUCGAAAUCAAGAUGGGUCAGCGACCGAUCAGAGGAACUUGUAUUAUGAGCUCUUGCACGUUGCCAUCCAAGCUCUUCCGCGUUGCUUUACCGACCACAUCCCAUUGAGUCCUUUGAUCAACCUCUUAUGCACAGGUUCCGCUCAUGUGCAGCCCAGCAUCGCAGCUUCGGCCACACAGUCAUUGAAGGCAAUAGCGCGGCAGGGUCAUGCUCAAGCAGUUGCAAUCGCAUUCCCGCGAUUCAUCUUCCAUUAUGACACGCAGUAUUCUACAAUGUCAGACGAGGGCCGUCUCGGACCAGCACACAUCGAAGCAACACUGACGUUGUACCUUGAACUCCUCCAGAUCUGGACUGAGCAGCUCAAGCAGAAGGCCGUGGCUAAUUCUCCCGAAGCAAGAGAUCGUGCCGGCGCCAGUUCUGCCAGGGCGCUCCAAAUGGAGAUUACAAACGUCCAUUCUCAUGUGGAUGAGAUCGAGGCCUAUGGUCUGUUCUUCCUGUGUUCCCAGUCUCGCCGCGUACGAUCGUAUGCGAUCAAAGUCCUGCGACUAGUAUCUCAAUUCGACAACGUUCUCGGAAAGGAAGAACCUUCAAGGAUCAUCAAGCUGCUGGAAAAUCAAUCUUCCAAGAUCCUGGAUCUGCAGGAGAAUUCUCUCAAUGUUGCGGAGCGAAGCCGCCUACAGAAAGACAAGCGAGGUAGCUCUGGACAAAGCACGUUGAUUGAGAUCUGCAGUUCAGAAGUGUCAUACGACUCAACGCUCUGGUACAAGGCAUUUCCUAACCUGAUCCGGGUCGUUUUCGAUGCAUGUCCGAAUGCCAUUGCUCUGUGCCGUGGGACGGUGACCGACCGGCUGGUCAUGAUGCAGAACGACGUGGAUGGAUUUUCCGAGACUACUCCAGGAAACCCGGCGCCGUUUGAAUAUCGUAUACAAGGACGCAGCUCGGCCACGUCGGCGGAAGUGUUCUUCGAGCAGUGGAAAUUAUAUCUGAUAAUGGCCUGUGUCACACUCAGUUCUCCCGGCGCGCAAUCGCAGAGUCAACUGGCCGAUGCCGCUCAUGCUCGAAAGACUUCUAAAGGGGCCACUCCAGCCCAGGACAAGCUGAGCUCGGCCCGAGCCUUGUUCUCUGCCAUCAUCCCGAUGCUUGGAGCAGGGCCUGAUGCCAUUCGUGACGCUGUGGUCUCGGCUCUUGCGUCUAUCAACCGCAAAUUAUAUCGAACGCUGCUCGAAUCGCUUCAAUAUGCGGUUAUCAAGUGCAACGACGAGGCCAAGGCUAGGAUCAACCACCAACGUACCCCCAGUAACCCACAGCGCUCUCAGCAGACAGAACGGCUGCGAACGGAAGUGACGCAUGUUUACAAGCUUACCGCUUCUUUCCUCCGCCACGAAGAUAUUUAUUGCGAUGAGUGGAUUCUGACCAAUCUGGUCAACUACACCCGCGAUCUGCGUAUCUUCUUGAGCGACACCGAUGUGCAGAAUGACUGGCGGUUCCAGAAACUGCGGUAUCAUUUCUGUGGUCUCGUGGAAGAAGUCUUCGAGGGUGUCAAUAGAACCAAGGCACCCUCCCGGUGGAUGCCAUUCGAGUCGCGCAAAUCGGCAUUUGCCUUGAUGGAGGACUGGUGCGGCUAUAGUCCCGAACAAAAUCUUUUUGAUCCUCAUCAUGGACAUGGCGGAGACAUACAAGAGCGUAUGAACGCCAGUGCUGCAACGGAGAAAGAGAAGAACAAUCUGCGGGUGGCUGCUUUGAGUGCAAUGGCGACCCUCUGUGCCGGUCCGAUCAGCAUCAAAACCGACAGCAAUGCCAUCCUGUCCUUCAACCUCCAGCGGAUGCUUUCGUGGAUAGACUCCAUCUUCGCCACCCACAACCACCGAAUGCACACGAUCGGCCGACGGGCGCUCAAACUGUUGCUCAUCAACAACCCCGAGCACCUCGUCCUUGUUGAGCAUGCCAUAGAGCAGUGUUACAGGACGGAAUUCUCAAUGGCGCUGGAAAGUUACUUUGGGGUCGUCUGCGAGGUCUUGGUCCAGCAGCCAGACUAUCCUCUGCCCUUUUGGAAGAUCCUGAGCAUCAUUGUCCUCACGUUGGGCAAUGAAAACCGCGAGAUCAGGAUGAAAUCGGCCCAUAUCAUCCGCACGCUGGAUGAGCGGCAACAGAAGAGGUCCAAUCUGCAAGAAUUCGACAUUAGCAUUUCUGACAAGACACGAGCGGUGUACAAGUUGGCGCAAUUCGAGUAUUCGAAACGGCUGGCCAAUGCGAAUUCCGAUAUUGCUUUCAUGAUCUUCUCCGAGUUCUCCCUCCACUACAAGUCGGCGCGAAACGACCAUCAGCGCAACAUGGUGGUGGCUAUCUUGCCUUGGCUGCAGACUCUCGAACUUCAGGUCGAUCCUGUGACAGGCGGGCCAACCGCCGUCUCGCACAUGAUCCUGGCAAACAUGUUUGAGAUCACCAUCUGCUCUAGCAACGCCAUGCAUAACGAGGUGCAGGCUUUGUGGCAGGCCCUGGCCACCGGGCCGCAUGCCGGCAAUGUUCAGCUGAUCCUCGACUUCAUCAUCUAUCUGUCUCUGAACCGACGUGAGCAGAAUUUCGUGGAGUAUGCUAAACAGAUCGUCGUGUAUCUAUCCUCUACUCCUGCUGGCUCUCGAGUGUUGGAAUUCUUUAUGUUGCAGCUCGCGCCCAAGAACAUGGUCAACGACAGAAAGCACGCCGAUGUCGACGUGCCCGACACGAGACACUUACCGUAUGUUGCCGACCUGGGGUCGUUGUUGCCUAUGGGUAACAAGCAAGUCGGGCUGUCACUAGGCCAGGUAUCAUUAAUCUUCCUGGUUGAUUUGAUGGUGACGCCGGUGACUCUCGCCAAAGAAGAAGCGAUCAAGCUUGUGCAUGCAGUGCUAAUUCUCUGGGACCAUUACACAACUUCCGUCCAGGAACAAGCACGAGAGAUGUUGGUUCAUCUCAUCCAUGAGUUGGUGACAACCAAGAUCGAACCCCAGUCACUCAACGCCGCCAAAUCAAAGAUCGAAAGCCUCGUAGAGGCAGUCCGUACAAACAACCCUCGCGUCAGCUGGUCCUACGAUAAGAACACAAGAAAGGAUGAGGAUGAUGGAGGAAGCCGAGUCCCACCAGCAAUGGCUGUGCUGGCUGAACAAAUCGUGGGUAUCUUUGAUCUAGCGUUCGACAACUUCAGUGACAGUUGGGCGAAAGAAGCUCUUCACUGGGCGUCGAUUUGCCCCGUUCGACAUCUGGCUUGCCGGUCCUUCCAGGUCUUUCGCUGUAUCUCCGUCCGCUUGGACGCCAGGAUGCUUGCUGACAUGCUUGCUCGCUUGUCCAAUACCAUCGCGGACGAGCAUACCGACUAUCAGACCUUUUCGAUGGAGAUUUUGACCACGCUCAAGGUUGUCAUCUCCGCCCUCGAGCCCAAGAAUCUCAUGCGCUAUCCUCAACUGUUCUGGACGACAUGUGCCUGUCUCAACACCAUUCACGAAAGGGAAUUUUAUGAGACCUUGGGCAUGCUGGAGAAGUUCAUUGAGAAGCUUGAUUUGUCUGCUCCGGAGGUUACUGAAGCCAUGAUGAAAGGGCAGCCUGCAAAUUGGGAGGGUGGUUUCGACGGGCUGCAGUCGUUGCUCUACAAAGGCCUCAAGUCGGCUGACAGCUUGGAGAAGACCCUCUUGAUUCUCCACGAGCUUGCUGAACUGCCCAAUUGUCGACUGGUUGGUGAUGAAGCUCGCCUGCUCUACUGCAUUCUGGCAAAUCUGCCCGGCUUUUUGAGAAGCUUCGAUGUGGAUGCCGUUGACGCUUCGUCGCUAGCAUGCGCAGAAAGACUCGCGGCUGUGGCGGAUCUCGAGGGUCACAGCCUUUUGUCUACUUGUCUUCGUCGCUUCGCUAGCAAGGGCUUCACGAGCAGCCAGGAAAUGCUCACAGGCACCGUGGAGGCAUUGUCAGUGGCCUAUUUCCCAGCCUACGAUGCUCAGAGUCUGAUAUUUAUGAUGGGUCUGCUGACGAACAAGAUCCCCUGGUUCAGAGAGAAGGUGAUGGAUACCUUAUGCGUGUUGAUUCCUCUGGUGAACAUGAAAAGUCCAACAGUCACCGCACAUGGACCGGAUCUCAUCUCACCACUUCUCCGACUUUUGCAGACGGAGCAUUGUACCCAGGCACUUGAGGUUCUGGACUACAUCAUGGAAGUGGCAGUCACGCCUAUGGAAAAACACCACAUGCGCAUGAGUAUGGCCUCGGGCACGGCAAAGGCCAUUCGGAAGGAAUAUGAACGCACAGAGAGUCUCUACGGCAUACCGCUGGCGUCAGGAUGGUCGAUUCCCAUGCCGGCAGUUUAUUCGAGCAUGACUCGACGGAACGUCCAUGCCGUAUUCUAUACAUGCGGAGAGUCUGACGCGCUAAAGGAUCAAGAGAAAGCCACUCCUGAAGUCGAGUUUCAAGGAGAUGAUGGCUAUAAUGAUUCUUAUAUACCGCCCCAGAGUCGGGCAGAGACCAUGCGAUCCAUGGAGGCUGCAGCAGACACCAAUGUCAGUGAUCUGGUAAAUACCCUGGACAGUCUGGACGAUUUCUUCGACGACCUUGAUGGUGACAAUGUCCUUACGCCGACCGGAAGCAACCAGUUCGGGCCUUCAACGAUGUCGAUCCCUACUCUUACAGAGCAGAGCACUGCCGUCUAUGAUGAACACACUGCCCCCAUCCUCCGCCAAAGCCUUGCCCGGACUUCCUCUCUUGCUCAUAUGCAAGAUGGACUGACUGAACCUGGACCACUCCAGGGAGUCUACCCUCGGCCGCAACCAGGCUUCAUGUCGCCCAGUUCCGGCGGAACGGCGCAAUCAUCUUUCUCGUCCAUUGAUGAGCUUGGUGGACCAGGUCCGUCAAUGCCCAACUCGACCAAGAAGCCGUUUGUCCAGACUGCGUCGACUCCAGUCAGUCAACCCAGACCUGGGUUGCAUGCUAGAUCCAUCACAUCGCCGGCGAACCAGUUUCCAGCCUCUCAGCCCUCACUCAAUGCGUUUGUGGCUAUGCCUCAAGGCACUUCGUUUAGAUCUCAGGAUGAGUAUGCGGAUCAAUAUGACGAUGCCCUACACUCCGAUGGGGAGAACAGCCCUUUUCCCACUCUUAGUGUCGCCGCACCCGUUCACAGCAAGAUCCCAGCAGGCCCGGGCCUCUCGGAAUACCAGACCACGCCUAGCUUUGCUGCGGAGAGUGGAGGCGCCUUCAGUCUACAAGGCAUGCGGCGAGGCAUGCGGCGUCUAACUGGUGGAAAGAGUGAAAGUCACCGGGAGAAGGAGAGAUCGAAAGAUACGUCACGGUUGCGACGUCAAUCAGGAGGCAACAAUCCGGUUCCAGGCGCCAUAUUGAGUCCAAAGGUCCCCAAGGUACCUGUGGAAUACCUUAAUGCCGGCAGUGUCACCGGACCGAGUCCAACAACCAGUCCAGGACUAUGA
Capronia coronata CBS 617.96 is the source of this 7950-nucleotide messenger RNA. RefSeq lists its product as uncharacterized. NCBI's taxonomy places the organism in Eukaryota, Fungi, Ascomycota, Eurotiomycetes, Chaetothyriales, Herpotrichiellaceae. Gene Ontology annotation, biological process: cell morphogenesis. The record is from RefSeq and is a predicted model, not a curated record. The transcript has a single exon. Gene Ontology annotation, cellular component: site of polarized growth; cell cortex. Bases 1 to 7950 code for a protein of 2649 amino acids.